UUUGAAAAUGAGAUUGGCUGCUGGAUGGACGGAUCGAAUGAACAUGAAUUUCCCGACAAGGAACAAUUUCCGAAUCACGAUUUUCAAGCCCUAGGGCCCUGUUUGGUCGGUGUAUCACUAUUAAAGGUGCGUUGCUAGCUUCCGAAGAUAGAGGAAUUUUUCCCGCACUAAGGAAGAACACAGGAAGAUUUGAGUGUGAGUGCUAAUGUUUUUGCUUUGAAAAGACGGCCUCAUCGGGGCUUUCAAAGCAGCGAUCCAAGAUGGUUUCAACUUUUUUCCGAUCCUUUUUUUUUGUGGUUGGAUGUGUUUGCACAAGUUCAAAAAUUAGGUUCAGGAGUUUCGCACUGGUUUUCUCUCCUUUUGCCUUUUCGCUCCGAGUACGAUUUUCGAUCAUCAAAUCAUGCAGUGGCUUCAUCUCUUGACCACAGCAAUUCUUGCUCGUGGUGCGGAAAUCAUUCUUGAGCAGCCGGGUGUUGCGGAAUGCAGUCUACUUCGGGAGAACCUGCGCCUUUCCUAUGCGAGCCGCGCUUUUGCUGGAAUUUCUCCGACGUCCAAUGCUGCAAGUAGCGAAGGGUCUACGAGCAUCGGCAGCUGUUUCAGUAGGGGCGAGAGCAGCUCAGGAGCGACAGCGUCAAGUGGCGAUUUUUGGCGGGAGACUCCUAAUGGAAAUGGACCGCUGUGUAUGGAAACGGACGAGGGGGAGGAAGCAAUGCAGUCACCGCAGUCGCAACCAUCACAGGUUUCGUUCCUCCUGCGUCGACAAAUUGCGGACCAAAUUGCGGAAGUGACGCGCACGAAGAUCGGUCUCGCAAGACACAUUCUUGAUAUCCAGGAGGACCCGCUACGUGCUCUGUUCGGACGGCACAAUGCGCAGGAACUGAGCAGAUUGAUGGAAGAAGAGGAUGAGCGCAGAGCCUCGUGGGACCAAAUUAUGUGCAGGAACUGCGGCCAAGGACUGCACACGAUUUUUCGCCCGAAAUAUGGGUCGCGUAGUCGCUCCACUAUGACCGGAGCCAAGAUGAAGGGGAUGAUCCGGUGGAUAGGAUUCCCGUCCGCGGGGCAUGAUCCCGAGUACCACAGACGCGUUUUCCAGGCACUGCACGAACUGGAAAACGAUAUUGGCAAGGACGAGAACCAACUGAUGCCUUUGCUGGAUGGGAUUCCGGCGGUGCUGGGAUCCACCUUCUCGCCGGAAACCGAGGAGGAGCGGAGAGAGGCCAACGAGAUGUUUCCAGUCAGAAUCCCGCGCAUGCAACGCCGCGCGCUCGAUUUCAUCAGCCGAUUGCAGCGGGUGCAAAAGGCUCUCGGCGAGGAAAACUGGGAGGUCGAGCUGCCAAUCCACUUCAGCCUGUCCGAAUUGUCGCAGUCAGCUGAGGCGCGGGGCGCGACACCGGAUAAGACGUUUUUCACGUACCUGGACGAGCGGGCCUUGGUGGAGGUCGGACGGCACAUGCGAACGUGGUCGGAAAUCUUGUUCCCGCAAAAUAAUAACGACACCGCUACAGCGUCUCCUACUCCUCUCGCCGGACGCGGCUGGCUCGAGCGACGCGUACAUGUGAUCAGGCCACGGUUUUCGCACGCGAAGAUGCUGCACUUGUUCAUAGAGGUGUUGCGCAGCGACACCUCUAUGCAGCCACUGCAAUACCUGUACGAGUUCGAAUUCGCUUCGCGGUCCUGGGACUUUCGCAGUCUAAAGCUGCGCAUGUUCUACGAUCUGACACUGAAUUACCGAGUGAUUCAGAAAGGCUACUAUUCCAGAUACAGUGAUCGGCCGCAAGACCGCGGCACAAGGGAGUGCGCAACUGUCUGGAUUGGUACCGCUUUGGGUGGCCAUUGGUAGUGUCAUUCUGCAAAUAACGUUGUGAGAAAUGAUAUUUUUUGCGCUGUCACGCAUUAUUUAGUUAGAUCACCAUCUACUGGAU
Molecule: messenger RNA, 1922 nt
Organism: Amoebophrya sp. A120
Lineage: Eukaryota; Dinophyceae; Syndiniales; Amoebophryaceae
Source: the annotation of a GenBank genome assembly